Molecule: messenger RNA, 2854 nt
Organism: Bubalus bubalis (water buffalo)
Lineage: Eukaryota; Metazoa; Chordata; Mammalia; Artiodactyla; Bovidae
Gene: WDR88
Product: WD repeat domain 88
Exons: 11
Coding region: 339-2033 (564 amino acids)
Molecular function (GO): protein binding
Source: RefSeq, a predicted model, not a curated record
CCAAAACGAGCAAAGUAAAUAUUUUUUAAAAAAGGAAAAAGAGUGAAGAGUUGUGUUUUUUUUUUUUUCCCAUUAUCAAAGUAACAUCAUAGAACAAUGAGAACAAUUGUGAAAAAUGAAAGAAGAAAGGUACUUCUACACUCCAGAGAUGACAGCCCUUGCUCUUUGUUCUAAUUUCACACUAGCACUGAGUCUGCUCCAGGACGAGUGGUGACAUUUUGUUCUUUGGUUUUCCACUAGCAUUAUGACAGAUACUUCCUUCAUGCCCUUAUAUAUUGUGUGCACCCACCCAUACCAGCUGCGUCUUAAUCCGGGGUACAUUCUAUACCUUAUGGGUCAUGUCUCUGUUGUGGAACGUGAAGUGGGUUGGCCAGGAGCCCCUACAAACAGUUUCACACAUUUGGCCUCAUUCCUCUUGCGCCGAGAAACUCGAAGCCCAUUUUCCUGGGAGUAACCCAUGCUGCGGGGUGAGAGGAGGCAGUGAGAUCGCCGGGCUCGGGGAGGGCGCGUGGGUCCCAAGGUGGGGGCGGGGGCGCGUGGCGCCACCGUUCGUGGCCAGGCCGGGCUCCGAGAUGGCCUCCCAGUCCCCGGGUACUCCUGGCUACUCAAAAAAAUCCAGCGAGGAUGGGAAGGAGACGCCCCAGAAAAGUAACUUGCCGCUCUCCUUGCUCCACAUCCACAACGUUACGCAUCGCCGGCCCAGCAAUCUGCCCUGGGUAGAUGUGGUCAGGGCCUGUGGCCGCUUCCGGCUAUCGCUCUUGCAGGCACGGCGCAGCCGGCUGCUGCCCUCGCUUAACCCUCUGGCCGUAGGCGAUGAAUCGCCACCGCCCGAUACUCUUUGGAUGCCCUGGAUGCCCCAGAAGGCGUUAUGGGGUGACCAGGAGCCCCUCUCCAAGAUCCCAUUUAAAAUUAUGAGGGGACACGAGCACAUUGUGAGUUCCUGUAACUUCUGUGUGGAUGACACCAAGGUCCUCAGUGGCUCCUAUGACUGUACCGUGAAGCUGUGGGAUGCUAUGGAUGGAUCCAUUGUUCGGGAUUUUGAGCCGGUGCCCGAAGGUCCUGUUCUAGAAUGCAGCAUCACGGCUGACAGCAGAAGAAUCAUUGCAGCAUCUUAUGACAAAACAGUGAGGGCUUGGGACCUAGAAACAGGCAAGCUGCUGUGGAAGCUCAGUCAUGAAACCUUCAUAGUCUCCGCUAAGUGUUCCCCUGAUGGUAAAUACGUGGUCUUGGGCUUGGAUGUGGAUCAUGGAAUCUUUAUAAUAGAUGCGAAAGACUCCACCACCGUGUCCCGUAUCAAAGAUCAUCACAUGAUGUCGCUCACCGCCUGCUGCUUUGACCCCGACAGCCAGAGGGUGGCUUCCGUCUCGUUUGACAGGAGCAUCAAGAUCUGGGACGUGACGUCACAGACCACGCUGCUCACCAUCACCAAGGCACAUAACAAUGCCAUCUCAAACUGUUGUUUCACCUUCAGUGGCCAUUUCCUGUGUACAAGCUCCUGGGAUAAAACCUUGAAAAUAUGGAAUGUCCAUACUGGGGAGUUUCGAAACCGUGGAGCCUGUGUGACUCUGAUGCAGGGCCAUGAAGGUUGCGUGAGCUCCUGCCACUUUGCCAGAGACACCUCUUUUCUCGUGUCUGGAGGGUUCGACAAAACUGUGGCUAUUUGGGAUGUAGAAGAAGGCUACCGGAAGCUCUCCUUGAAGGGCCAUAAUGACUGGGUGAUGGAUGUUUCCAUUAGCAACAACAAGAAAUGGAUCCUCUCUGCUUCAAAGGAUAGGACUGUGAGGCUAUGGAAUAUUGAAGAAAUUGACCAAAUUCCCUUGGUAAUCGAGCACAAAAAGACCCAAGGCUUAAAGGUGAAACAGUGUGAAGAAUGUGACAGUCCUUUCUCCAUCUACGAAAGCGACAUCUUUUCUGAAACAGUCACCAAAUGUGUGCUCUGCCGGAUGAAUGAGACAGACUUGUCAACAGAGGCCUCACGCUCAUCAGGAGAGGCCUCACUGUCAAGGGAGAGCAGCCCAGAUGAGGAUGGCUGAUGGCCACAAGACCCUUUGGGUGACUUGAGCCCAGGUCACCUGUCACGUAGGCUUGGGGGCUCUGCAGAGACCUCUCUCUGGGGCCCCUCCCCAGUGGGUGGGCCCAUCAGAAUAAGGCAGGGGCCAGGCCAGGCUCUGGCUGGACUCCCACCACUGCUUGGCCUCCUCAGCUCCACAGCACCUCAGGGAUCCCUUUGUCUGUAGUUUUCAUGCAGAAUAAAUCUAGAUGCUUUUGGAAAACAGUGCGUGUGUGAAUUCUAGAAACAUUUUGGCUAUUUCUAUGUCCUGGUGUUCAUCCUGUCUCAUUUUGGGAACAUAUUCUGGUCUCUGGGUUUGCCCUGUAAAGCAGUCAUUGGGUGCUGGCACCAGUAACCCCUGAGGAAGGGUCUGUGGAAUGAAGAGGAAGCUGUGUAGCCCCCUCUGUGGAAGGGACUGUACUGUGGCCCUCUGGGUGCCUCCCUGGCUGAUGCACCCAGAUGGUCACCUGCCCAGAGCUGAGGAAGAUCUCGUUAGGCAGGUAGGUGAGGGCAUUUCCAUCACAGAAUGCUGCUUGUUUUCCACCCCAGUGUCCUCAACUUCCAGAAUGCCCAAGCAUGUGUACAGCCUCCUUCCUGCUUCCACAGCAUCGAAUACAACAUAAAUCAAUUACUGCACAAAGAGUGAAGGUUUCAGGUAAACAAGAAGGGCUCCCUUUUCCAUUCGGUAUGGCUUACAGGAGUCCCAUCAGGUUUCCCUGGUGGCUCAGAUGGUAAAGCAUCCGCCUGCGGGAGACCUGGGUUUGAUCCCUGGGUUGGGAAGAUCCCCUGGAGGAGGGCAUGGCA